AUGAAGUCCUCUACCUAUGGUAUGCUCGCUCUGGCAGCGGCUGCUAAGCUCGUCAGCGCUCACGCCACCGUCCACGCUGUCUGGAUCAACGAUGUCGACCAGGGUGAAGGUAACAGCCAGAGCGGCUACAUCCGUACUCCCCCCAGCAACAGCCCUAUCACCGAUGUCACCUCCAAGGACAUGACCUGCAAUGUUAACAACAAGGCUACCGCCAAGACCCUGGAGGUCAAGGCCGGUGACAAGGUCACCUUCGAGUGGCACCACGACUCCCGUAGCGACUCUGACGACAUCAUCGCUUCCUCCCACCUUGGCCCCGUCAUGACCUACAUGGCCCCUACCGAGAAGGGCACUGCUGGCAACGGCUGGGUCAAGAUUGCCGAGGAUGGCUACACCGAUGGCACCUGGGCCGUCGAUACCCUGAUCAAGAACCGCGGCAAGCACUCCAUCACCGUCCCCGACGUUGCGGCCGGCGAGUACCUCUUCCGCCCUGAGAUCAUCGCUCUCCACGAGGGUAACCGCGAGGGCGGUGCCCAGUUCUACAUGGAGUGUGUCCAGGUCAAGGUCACCUCUUCCGGCUCCAAGACCCUCCCCGAGGGUGUCUCCAUCCCCGGUGCCUACACUGCCACCGACAAGGGUGUCCUGUUCGACAUCUACAGCUCUUUCGACAGCUACCCCAUCCCCGGCCCUGCUGUCUGGGAUGGCGCUUCUGGUUCGUCUUCUUCUUCAUCAUCCGAAUCCGCCUCUGCAUCUGCUCCUGCAUCUACCAGCGCUGCUCCUGCUCCCUCUGGAUUCACUACCAUCGCCAAACAGCCAUCCACCACUUCCACCCAGGCCCCUUCCACUGAGAACACUCCCACUGAGACCUCCACCACCUCCGCCAUUGUCUCCACCACUGCUGCCGCCUCUUCUACCACUGCUCCCGCUACUCCCUCCACCACCUCCGCCAUUCCUUCCUCUGCUGCGCCCACUAACUCUGUUCCCCAGCCUAGUUCCAACGCCGGCGGCCUUGUCAAGGAGUGGUACCAGUGCGGUGGUAUGAACUACACCGGUAGCAAGCAGUGUGAGUCUGGUCUCACUUGCAAGGUGUGGAACCCUUACUACAGCCAGUGCCUUUCCCCUGAGCACGCUUAA
Molecule: messenger RNA, 1131 nt
Organism: Aspergillus bombycis
Lineage: Eukaryota; Fungi; Ascomycota; Eurotiomycetes; Eurotiales; Aspergillaceae
Gene: eglD
Product: putative endoglucanase
Exons: 1
Coding region: 1-1131 (376 amino acids)
Biological process (GO): carbohydrate metabolic process
Cellular component (GO): extracellular region
Molecular function (GO): cellulose binding
Source: RefSeq, a predicted model, not a curated record